AUGGACAGUCCCUCUGGGGAGAAGGGAUUCCAUAUAGAUGCAAACGAGGCGGCGGCAAACACGGACCUCCCAAGCUUUACAUCUAGUCGGUCAGAUCUUGAGACGGCGUUCCUCAACAAGGGGCUCAACACGAUCGAUAUGGUGGCCCUCUCGGGCGCGCACACGAUCGGCCAGGCGCAGUGUGGGACCUUUAAGGACAGGAUCUACAACGAGACUAACAUCGACACGACCUUCGCCACAUCUCUCCGGGCCAACUGCCCCCGGUCCAACGGCGACAACAGCCUGGCGAACCUGGACACGACGACGCCCAACACGUUCGACAACGCCUACUACACCAACCUCAUGUCACAGAAGGGGCUCCUGCAUUCUGACCAGGUGCUCUUCAACAACGACACCACCGGCAACACCGUCCGGAACUUCGCGUCCAGCCCGGCGGCGUUCAGCAGCGCCUUCACGACGGCCAUGAUCAAGAUGGGAAACAUCGCGCCAAAGACAGGGACGCAGGGGCAGAUCAGGCUCAGCUGCUCCAGGGUGAACUCUGAUUGA
Triticum turgidum subsp. durum (durum wheat) is the source of this 546-nucleotide messenger RNA. Lineage: Eukaryota; Viridiplantae; Streptophyta; Magnoliopsida; Poales; Poaceae. The record is from the annotation of a GenBank genome assembly.